GUCGACAUGUCAACAGAGAAGGUUCCGGAAGCUGGUCCGGUUUGAAUGGCGGGUGCGGUGGUGCUGCCGUCGCCGCCGCCGCCGCCGUCUCCGGUGAAAUAUUGCCAUGCCUAGUUCCCUCUUGUGGGCUGUGGAUGUACAUGGAAGAGUGUAUACUCUAUCUACAGCUGGACAGUAUUGGGAGUUGUGCAAAGAUGGGAACUUAGAAUUUAAGAGGUUGGCAGCUGUCAAACAGUGUUGUUGGGGAAUAGCAUGUGACCAACAGGUCUACGUCUGUAUCUACUUCAAUGAUGUUCCAAUCCGAUAUCAAGAGGAGACAUAUGAAAAUCAGCGUUGGAAUCCUGUGGAUGGUUAUAGCGAACGAUUGCUUCCAAGUGACCGCUGGCAAUGGAGCGAUGUCACAGGGCUGAUACAUCAACCGAUCCCUGAAUUCAAGCUCCAAUCUGACCACUGGAAAUGGGAAUCUGACUGGUAUGUGGAUGAAAAUAUUGGAGGAGAGCCAACGGAAAAAGGGGGUUGGACGUAUGCUAUCGAUUUUCCUGCAACUUACACAAAAGGUAAAAGAUGGAAUUCUUGUGUGCGUCGCCGACGAUGGAUCCGAUACAGAAAAUACAAGUCGUGUGACAUGUGGGCUAAGAUUCCUUCACGAGAAGAUGAACAACUACCAGAUCCCUUUAAUGACAUCACAGUUGGAGGAUGGGAAAUUACUGAUGAGCCUGCAGGACAUCUUUCAGUCUGGGCUGUUACAGUACAAGGGAAGAUAUUUUACAGGGAAAAUGUAAAUGAUCAGAAUCCUGAGGGUUCAUCAUGGACUGAAAUUCCUGCUCUUGGUGAAGUAAUCCAGAUCAGCUGUGGCCCCGGUGACCUGUUGUGUGCUGUAUUAUGGGAGGGUCAGUUGAUGGUGCGGGAAGGAGUAAACCGAGAAAACCCUAAAGGGAAUUCCUGGAAGAUCGUUGAACCUCCAGACUCUGACAAUGGCAUUGUCCAUGUCUCAGUUGGCAUCAAUGUACUGUGGGCUAUCUCACGAGACAGAAGAGUUUGGUUUCGAAGAGGUGUUUGUUCAGAGAAUCCCAUUGGAGCAGGUUGGAUUGGUAUGAAUAUCGAGAUGGUGAUGCUGAAUGUGGGAUUAAAUGAUCAGGUCUGGGGAAUUGGCUAUGAAGAUCGCACUAUCUAUUUUCGUCAAGGUAUAACACCUACGGAGUACAGUGGAAAGACAUGGAAACCAAUAGUAGUUAAUAGAGAAACUGACCGAGCUUCUCACGCAGGCAGUGCCAACAGUCUCACAAGCGCUGGCUGUUUCUUUGGGGAUGAAGUUAGGGUACCUUCUCUAGGAUCCACUGAUACUGAUGUUGAAUUUUCCUCUGAAAUGGAUAAAUUAGCAAAGAAAACUGAAAAUGUUCUUGAAUCUAUUGGCGAGAAUGUAAGUUGCCCUGGAACUGCAGUAGAUGGAGAGAUCCUUGCUUCUGGAUCGACCACACCGAACAAAUGUGAAAAUAACACUGUGUCUCAUCUGAAUGUACUUGAGACGGUUUCUACAGUCGAAGACUCUUCACAAAAACGAACGCCGUCAGAUUUGGAACCAGUCGUUUCUGCUUACGGAUCUGAGAACUUGACAUAUCGAGAUCGUCCUCCAGGGGAUAGCAAUGAAGGUGUUCAUUCCGACUCAAACACAAUAACUUCAGAUUUAACUGAAACAUCCAGCAUUUCGUCUGCAGGAACCUAUUCUUUUGGAAUUGAAGAGCAUUACGUGUCCGAGGAGCGCCCACUCUGGGCUUGGAUCAGUGGAGGGGGUUGUGAUAUAGAAUCUCACUCACAGCUGAAUUGGUUCACUGUCCAUUCAGGUCAGCCCCUCUCUACGCAGUCAUUCUCAAUGCCCUAUUCUCCAACCCAGCAAACAGUUUGGCGGAAACAGAUUGUUCAUCAAUUAAAUGAAAGGACCAAACGAGAACUGGAGAACUUUAAGCAUUACGAGCAGGCUGUGGAGCAGUCUGUGUGGAUAAAGAAGGGAAGCUUGCAGUGGUGGAGAGAUGGGAAACCACAUAAGUGGAUAGAUGUUAAGGUUGCACUGGAACAGUUUACAGGGAAUGAUGGUAAACGGGAUGGCAUCCUAUUCAUUUACUAUACAUUCAAUGAUGAAAAGAAGUACCUGCACUUAUUUUUAAAUGAAGUUACAAUUUUGGUACCGAUUGCCAUUGAAACCAAGCAUUCAUUUGCUAUUUACACCCCAGAGAGGACAAAACAGAGAUGGCCAAUUAGAUUAGCAACCAGCACUGAGCAGGAAAUGAAUGAUUGGCUUGCCAUCCUGAGUUUAGCAUGUUGUGACAGCCGAGAAAUCCAAGGAUCCCCAUCCAGUCAGGCCAUUUGGUCCAUCACUUGUAAAGGAGACAUCUUUGUCAGUGAGCCAACUCAGAGUCUGGAAUCAACAUCACAUGCCAUGCCAUCGGAUCAAUUGUUUUGGCGUCAGAUUGGAGGACAUCUUCGUUUAGUCGAAUGUAACAAUCAAGGGAUAGUGUGGGGUAUUGGAUACAACCACACAGCCUGGGUUUACACUGGUGGAUAUGGAGGCGGUUUCUUUCAAGGCCUGGCUGGCAGCACUGAUAAUAUUUACACGCAGACCGAUGUGAAGUGUGUCUACAUUUAUGAAAACCAGCGUUGGAAUCCUGUUAGUGGAUACAGCAGUAGAGGCCUGCCAACAGAUAGGUAUAUGUGGAGUGAUGCAUCAGGUUUACAGGAAUGUACAAAGGCACACACUAAACCACCGUCACAGUGGAUAUGGGUCUCUGAUUGGUAUAUUGAUUUCAACGCUCCAGGUGGUACUGACAGGGAAGGCUGGCAGUUUGCAGCAGAUUUUCCUGCCUCUUAUCACGGUUAUAAGACAAUAAAGGAUUUUGUACGACGUCGGCGAUGGGCAAGAAAGUGUAAAAUAGUUACGACAGGACCCUGGUUUGAAGUUCCACCAAUACCACUUCGGGAUAUCUCACUGAUUCCAAGUUUCGCACAGAAGGUGGAUGAUGAAGCAGCACUUUGGGCUAUCAGCAGCAAAGGAGAUGUCUUGUGUAGGCUUGGAGUAACAAAGCAAAACCAAUCAGGAACAUCAUGGCUGCACAUUGGUACAGAUCAACCCUUCGUAUCCAUCUCUAUUGGUGCCUACCACCAGGUUUGGGCCAUUGCCAGAGAUGGUGCUGCUUUCUACCGUGGAUCAGUUUCUUCGCAGAACCCUGCAGGUGAUUGUUGGUAUCACAUGCCUCCCCCUGCCAAGCAGAAACUCAAACAAGUCUCUGUGGGUCAGAUGUCCGUGUUUACUGUGGAUGACAAUGGUAAUUUGUGGUAUCGCCAAGGUAUUGCACCAAGUUAUCCUCAAGGAUCCAGCUGGGAAUACGUUUCCAAUAAUGUUCGCAAAGUCUCUGUUGGGCCUCUUGAUCAGGUUUGGAUAACUGCAGACAAAGUCCAAGGUAGCCAUAGCUUGAGCUGUGGGACAGUGUGCCACCGCACUGGAGUCCAACCACUGGAGCCUAUGGGUCACUCUUGGGACUACGGAAUUGGAGGUGGAUGGGACCACAUUACAGUAAGAGGAACCUCUUUGAAACCUGCACAUCAUUAUGUUCCCCCGACGCCUCACAGCACACCACUAAAAUCAGCUAACCAGGAAGGAUAUGGCGGCAAUAGUUCUUUGAGCACUUUAUUUGUCAACAAACAGCAGGAACUUAAUAAAAAUGCUGUUAACUGUUGACAGUUGAUAUCAUAAUUGUAUCUACUUUCUGUAUUAUCAGUCUGAAUAACUACUAGCAUUUUACCCAGAACAACUUCAUCCAUCUGAGUCUAACCCAUUUAUUAAAAGAGAGAAUAUUCUUUCAUAAUUUUCAUGUUAGAGAUCAGCUUGGUAUUGACCCAUUUCCCCAAUUAAACAAAUCAUAACGGAUCCAAAUUUGGUUGAAAUCUAAAUAUAGAAGGCUUUUAUUUCAGACUGUGCAGCACAGAAGCAAAACCAGUACAGCUCAGGGGUCAAACCUUGGAUCGUCUGUGUCUCUAUGGUUCAGUUAUUUGCUGGAUAAUCUCACCAAAGGGAUGAGGAGAGUAAAGGAAUGAAGGAAUAAUAAAAAUAUUAUUGCCUUGAAUCUCAGAUCUGCUCAGGUACAUUCAGAACUAUAACCAAGGACUAUUGUUGCCAAUCCAAAAUGACUGAUUCAUAGAAAACAUUGUUUUUUUAAAAAAAUAAGCAGGAGUUGACAUUUAUAGUUAUUAUUUGUCCACAGACUUGUAUUGCACGAGCAGAGUAUCAAUAGUGUUGGAUACAGGUAUUACACUGGAUUUUUGUUAUCCACCUAAUAUUUAAUGUGUUACAAUUCUUCUGUGGGUGCAACCGAGUGUUCAGCCUGACAUUGGUUUCUCUAACUGACUUUACCCCAGAGGCUUAAUUGUCCACUUACUAGCACUAAAACUGGAGUAGAUAUUUAAUGUUUUUUACUGUAAUGGUUCCAUAGUAAAUGCUCCACCUGUCCAUACAGAGCUAAACGAUCCAAGGUUCAUCCCAAGUCUUUUAAGUCAGCUGAUUUCAACAGUGGUGGGAAAAACAUCCAGGCUUUUCACUCUUUAUGAUCAAUUGUUCUUUGACAUAAGAUUAGGCUCUGUUGUAAUGCUGUCAUACUUACUGUUUAAACUUUGCAAGUGAAGAACAGCUUCUUGGGUGAGAUACUGGAAAGCUACCAAUGUCUGUGGAAUUGUAUCCAAACACUGCCUUCAGUAGUGCAUUGAGAAAAUUGGGAGGGGAAAUUAAAUAUGAUAUUGGUCCACAAUGACAAAUUAUUUAAAGUGAGGAGAUUUACUUUGUUGACAAUCAGUGGAUGUUUUAAAGUGAUUUAUUUAGAAAUCAAAGCAAAAAAUCAAAGAUAACACUUCUGUAGACAAAACCUGUCCUCUUCAAUACUGACCCAUUAAAUCUGUAUCACUGUAUUCAAAACAAGUCCCUAACAAUAAUGUGAGAAUGACUUACAGGCGUGGAAAGUAUUUUUCUUGUUGGGCUUGUAUUUUUGAUAUGUGUAAUGUUUGAUGAUUCUUGAAUUUAAUGGAUUAUUUUGCAUGUGUAUUUCUGUAAACACAAAUUGCAAACUGCUUUAAUUCUUAAUAUAAUCAAUUAUUUAUGGUGACACCGUUACUAUAUUUUUGCUGCGUUUAGAAAAGUUACGGACUGUUAAGAAUGAUGUGAAACUCCAAACGCCAGGUCUCUCUCUGCAUCUUCUACACAAAGCACUUCUAGUAUCUUUGUUGUUUAUUAUUAUCACGAGGUGUUUAGGUUGCUGGUCAUUUGCUACACCCAGUUAAUGUGAUUUAAUUCAUCAGUAAACCAAUAAUGAUAAUGUUAAAAAUACGUACAUACUGUAAAAGAGUGGCAAUGAAAAUUAGACAUUUCCAGCGUGAAAAGGUUUGUUCGGUGGGAAUUUUUGACUUACGUUUAUUCCAAUCUUAACAAUGUAUUUCACAGUGGUUCCAUUCUUUUCCAAAAUGUGUGAAUAAUAAAGUGCUGUAGAUCACUGAAGUCUUUGAAAACACUGCUGGAAUUAACCAUGUGCUAAGUUAUAUGAAAGCAGACAAAGUGAUGCAUACUUUUUAUUUAAAAAGGCUUUUUUAUUUUUGUUAACUUUUAGAAGGGGCUUGGGUUUCUUUAUGCUUGUAAAUGUUUUUGCUGAACGUGAUGCAGGUGUGAAUGUAUAUUACAACAAACUGUUUGUAAUGCAGUGUUUACCAGAAUACCAUAUGACAUGAAUUCCUUUUCUUUGUGCUUUGCUGAUAUUGUGUGUGCUUUUUAAUACAGUUGAUUGGUCGAAACAAA
Messenger RNA from Callorhinchus milii (elephant shark), 5827 nucleotides. It is a transcript of the gene tecpr1a, whose product is annotated as tectonin beta-propeller repeat containing 1a. Gene Ontology annotation, cellular component: membrane. The coding region runs from base 107 to 3730 and encodes 1207 amino acids. NCBI's taxonomy places the organism in Eukaryota, Metazoa, Chordata, Chondrichthyes, Chimaeriformes, Callorhinchidae. The record is from RefSeq and is a predicted model, not a curated record. The transcript has 25 exons.